Molecule: messenger RNA, 1179 nt
Organism: Serpula lacrymans var. lacrymans S7.9
Lineage: Eukaryota; Fungi; Basidiomycota; Agaricomycetes; Boletales; Serpulaceae
Exons: 4
Coding region: 85-1017 (310 amino acids)
Biological process (GO): translational initiation
Cellular component (GO): eukaryotic translation initiation factor 4F complex
Molecular function (GO): translation initiation factor activity; RNA 7-methylguanosine cap binding
Source: RefSeq, a predicted model, not a curated record
GUAUCAUACGCUGUUAAUCUGUAGCCACUCCUUUGCUCUUUUCUAUAUUCUUGACCCUUUCUCUGCGCUAAAUCCUCAUAUCUUAUGGCCGGCUACUUCUCCAACCACUCCCAGUCUCGUCUCUUGGCUAACCGCGACAUUAGCUCCAACUCUCAGAAUAAUACACCUUCCCCUUCUCCAGUAAGGACCGCUCCUCCAUCUGCAUCUCGCCGUCAACCAUCUUCAAAGCACUUUGCAACGUCGCUGACCACGUCUGGAGACGACAAAUUACACUCCAAAGAAAAGUCUCUCUCUUCCGCAUCCUCUCUCAGUCCGGGUGUGCACCCUCUCAGAAACACAUGGGUCUUCUGGUUCCGUCAACAGCGUGCUCCGGGUAAUAAAAUAACUAAUUACGAGGAAGGAAUCAAAAAGAUCUCGUCCUUCAGUUCUGUCGAGUCCUUUUGGUCUCUAUGGACACAUUUGCAAUCUCCUUCAGCGCUUCUCCCUACCACUGACUAUCUUUUAUUCCAUCUGGGAGUACGCCGGCCUGUGUGGGAAGACCCGCUCAACAUCACAGGCGGGAAAUGGAUUAUACGCCUCAGGAAGGGUAUAGCUGACAGAAUAUGGGAAGAUUUGGUUGUAGCGAUCAUCGGCGACCAAUUCGACGAGUGUAAACUAGAUGGGGGGAAGGACGAGUCUAUCCUGCACUCCGCUGUUGACAGCAGCAUCGGGAACGGUGGUGACAAUGUCGAGUGGCCUGAGAUUUGCGGGUGCACGAUCAGUGUUAGGCAGAGUGAAGACAUCAUCAGCAUAUGGAACAGAGUUGACGGCGAUCACAAAGUACGAGAGAAGAUCCGCGACACCAUACGGACCGUCCUUAAUCUUCCUCCCUCGACCAUAAUGGAGUACAAGUCUAACAACGGUACGUUUAGGUGCAGAAAGGGGCUUAUACGACCAAACUUAUUUCGGCGUGUAGACUCUAUGCAAGACAAAUCCAGUUUUCGUAAUUCGGCGAUCGACAGAACGCCCUUGUCGUAACAGAUUUGUUUGUUGGACUCCGUAUACGAUAUGUGUUAUUGUUUGGUACGAUACCACUGUCUGGCGAAGUGCUGGUGUAAAUUGUAUCGUGCGAGCUGGGCUGGCUGUAAUGUCCUUACUAGUAUGAUUCAGAUGCAUAGUGAAAUUGUAGCAGUUCGUAAA